GUCCCUCACAAUAUUGUUACCUGAAGGAGAGAGAGGAGGCUGGAGAGGCUGAAUUAACGAGAAUUUGUUCAGAAGACAAAACUGGAUUAUCCUUGUGAAAGAGAAGAUUCAAUGAUGGAGACUAUCCAUAUUAAAGAGGAGAGUCCUGUACUAGAAUCAGUCCAUAUUAAAGAGGAGAGUCCUGUACUAGAAUCAGUCCAUAUUAAAGAGGAGAGUCCUGUACUAGAAUCAGUCCAUAUUAAAGAGGAGAGUCCUGUACUAGAAUCAGUCCAUAUCAAAGAGGAGAGUCCAGUACUAGAAUCAGUCCAUAUUAAAGAGGAGAGUCCUGUACUAGAAUCAGUCCAUAUCAAAGAGGAGAGUCCUGAACUAGAAUCAGUCCAUAUUAAAAAGGUUAUUCUCAAUUAUAACCCCUUAAGCAGCUUGCAGGGCUCUCUUAGCUGUGUUGACUGUGGGAAGAGGUUCAGUCUGUCAAGCGCUUUGAAAAGACACCAGAAAAUCCACACUGGAGAGAAACCAUAUACCUGUGCUGACUGUGGGAAGAGUUUCAUACACUCCCAAAGCCUGAAACUUCACCAACAAAUCCACACUGGAGAGAAACCACAUGUCUGUGCUGACUGUGGGAAGAGCUUCAUACACUCACAAAACCUGAAACUUCACCAACAAGUCCAUACUGGAGAGAAACCACAUGUCUGUGCAGACUGUGGGAAGAGUUUCAGUCAGUCAAGCGCUUUGAAAAGACACCAGCGAAUCCACACAGGAGAGAAACCAUAUGUCUGUGCUGACUGUGGGAAGAGUUUCAAUCAGUCAGGCUAUUUGACAAAACACCAGCGAAUUCACAUUGGAGAGAAACCAUAUGUUUGUGCUGAGUGUGGUAAAAGUUUCAAUCAUUCAAGCACAUUGAAAAGACACCAGCGAAUCCACACUGGAGAGAAUCAAUAUGUGUGUGCUGACUGUGGGAAGAGUUUCAGUGGGUCAAGCACAUUGCAAAGACACCAGCGAAUCCACACAGGAGAGAAACCUUAUAUCUGUACUGACUGUGGGAAGAGUUUCAAUCAGUCAGGGUAUUUGACAAAACACAGGCGAACCCACAGAGGAGAGAAACCAUAUGUCUGUGCUGAGUGUGGUAAAAGUUUUACUCAGUUACACACCCUGAAACUUCACCAGCGAAUCCACACAGGAGAGAAACCACAUGUCUGUGCUGACUGUGGGAAGAGUUUCAAUCAGUUAAGCAUAUUGAAAAGACACCAGCGAACCCACACAGGAGAGAAACCAUAUGUCUGUGCUGAGUGUGGGAAGAGUUACAGAGAUUUACAAAACCUGAAACUUCACCAGAGAAUUCACACAGGAGAAAAACUGCAUCCAUGUAGUAGAUGUGGGAAGAGUUUCAGUCAGUUAGCAUAUCUGAAAACCCACCAGUUAAUUCACACAGGAGAGAAACCACAUCGCUGUAAUGACUGUGGGAAGAGUUUCAGACAGUCAAGCAACUUAAAAAUGCACCAACGAAUCCACACUGGAGAGAAACAACAUGUCUGUGCUGAUUGUGGGAAGAGUUUCAGGAUGUUACAAACCUUGAAACUUCACCGGCGACUCCACACUGGAGAGAAACCACAUCACUGUAAUGACUGUGGGAAGAGUUUCAGAUGGAUGUACAGCUUGACAACGCACCGGCUAUUCCACACAGGAGAGAAUCCUUAUCACUGCACUCACUGUGGGAAGUCUUUUAAUGCUUCCAGUUCUCUUAAAAGACACAAAUGCACGUUGUGAAAAUUUAGGCAGAAUGUGAGUGUGUGUUCAUUCACCCACACUCAGAAAUUCGUCUUUUUCAACAGCAGCUUAAUAUAAAAACUGUGAGAAUUCUGGUGAAUGUCUACAGACGACGCAGAUCCCUCAAUAUUAAACACUGCUCUAAAGCCUUUACAUUAUAAAGUACAUUCUUAGUAUGGUGAAUGUUUACAGAUGAUACAGAUUUAUUGAUAUUAAACAGUUAUCUGAAGCCGUUACAUUAUAAAGUACAUUGUUAGUAUGCAAUCCAUUGAAUAUACAGACGCCUCGCAGUGUUGUGUGAUACGAGGCAAAGCCGAGUGCCUCCAACCCCUGAGAAGUCUGUAUAUUCAACAUAUACUGUGUGGGAGAAAUUCAUAGUUGUAAUUGAAUGGUCUUUGUAAAAUGACAUUUCAAAUCUUAAACUGUGAGGCUUAAGAUGCUGUGAUGUUAAUUAACCCUUUGUGGUCCAUUGUCGGACCUGGUCCGACAUCAUUAUUGAAACGCAAAAAACGGGUUUCUAGUCGUUUUUUCUCCGGAAAAAGCCAAGAAAACCAUUCAAUGGCCGAGUGGGAACGACAGGAGCCGAGACAAGUCGAAAAAAAAAAAAGGCGUAUCUGAUGAUUAGCCCUGGUAUCACAUAACGGGGCUGUCAUAAGUAAACAAGUUGGCUGAUAGUGAGUCCCCGCACAGAGAACACGGACAUUUACAGAGCUUUUUUGAGUUGUUAUAGUAAUAAAAUAAUGACUUGGAUCGCAUUAUUGAGGAGUUUGGUGAUAAAACGAGUGAUCAGGAGAUGAUUGAUCGGUAUGUACGACUAUUAUUAUUAUUAUUAUUAUGUAUUUCUUACAUAGGUGAAAGCUAUAGUGAACGAAAGGGUGGGGCGAGGCUGGAGAUGCCUAUAAAGGGUUAAGAAGUGCGACACCUGGUGGAUACGAGGUGCCACGACGUUACCCAUUAUAUGAAUUGUUACCAUGAAACAUGGAAUGUUUAAGUGAAUAGAAAUUCCUAAUUUCCUUAUUUUGAAAGUGAAUUGAUAAACAAACCUUUACGAGGGUGUAAUAUUAACUUGUUCAGCAAUCUCUGGGUUUUAGAUUUACUGAAACUAUCAGAUUGAAACGUAACAAAUAAGUAAUAACAUACCUGAUUUAAAUAGGUUUUAGAAUCAUUCUAAUAAAGAAUGUGGUUUCCCAAUAUAUUGAAAUGUUUAUUGUGUUUUAAUGAAGUUUAAAUUGAAAGUAAUUCUUACAUUAUUUUACUUUAAUUAUUGUAUAACAUGUUUAACAUUUUUAUCCUUAUAUGAUCAAUUUAACUAGCUGUCACAAAAUGAAGUUUUGUUCUAUAAAUGUUACGAAUCCUGUUAUCUCUCUCUCUCUCUCUCUCUCCAUGGAGGAGAGUCGCACAUUGCUUGUGUAAAAGGAAGCGUCAUGCAAACUGUAAGCCAAUGAAAGGACUGAUUUCGGUCAGGGAUUAGCUUCCUGUUUUACCCGGAAGUGAUUGGAUCACCAAAGUAAACUCCUCUUUGGGCGCUAUAUUUAAAUCAAAACAUGCAUGAACUCGUUCUCUUGGAUUCAGACUCAUCUCGCCAUGAAGUAACCAUUGAGCCUUCGCUUGCAAUGGGGACCCAUUCAAGCAUCGUACGUAUCUUCAUCCUGAAGAAGACUCCUCACCGCUACACCCUUUGUUUUUCAACAAGAACCUCAUCUCCAGAAUAAGUACUACAUUUGAAAGACAUUAAGAUUUAGUAAAAUACUGUGUUUGUGUAGAAAAAUCUACAUGCAAACCACAAGUAAAAACAUUGAAUACAGAGUAACACUUUGUGAGAUUAAAAAUACAAACAAUUCUACUCUGAACAAUUGAAAGAUGAUUAGACUUUAACUGAACUGGUGCUAUUGUGUGCAUUUGAAAACAAUGUGAACGUCUGAACCGUUUAAACAUUGAGUGAGUUUAUCUACAAGUUCUGAAGUAACUCUAGAUUACAGCUUCAUACUAAAUGCAAUUGAAGCUGCUUCCGAACUGAUCUUGUUGAAACAAAAAUGGCGUCUUCAUUCGAACCCACACAACAGACGCUGCUUCACCCCGUCACUGUGUGUAAUGUGCGUGAGUCCUGCGUGUGCGUGUACGGAAACACACGGAGGACAGCGUGCUCAUGAAAAUAUGUGUUUCCAUGUUUGAUUCCUGCUUGUGUACUUAUAAUUCUGAUACCAUGAUAUAUAACGUCUAUAUCCUUCUUACUUUUGUGAGCCUUAAUAAAUGUAAUCAUUUUCA
Molecule: messenger RNA, 4029 nt
Organism: Acipenser ruthenus (sterlet)
Lineage: Eukaryota; Metazoa; Chordata; Actinopteri; Acipenseriformes; Acipenseridae
Product: zinc finger protein OZF-like
Exons: 2
Coding region: 112-1764 (550 amino acids)
Biological process (GO): regulation of transcription by RNA polymerase II
Cellular component (GO): nucleus
Molecular function (GO): DNA-binding transcription factor activity, RNA polymerase II-specific; RNA polymerase II transcription regulatory region sequence-specific DNA binding
Source: RefSeq, a predicted model, not a curated record